Molecule: messenger RNA, 1290 nt
Organism: Lodderomyces theae
Lineage: Eukaryota; Fungi; Ascomycota; Pichiomycetes; Serinales; Debaryomycetaceae
Gene: APR1
Product: proteinase A
Exons: 1
Coding region: 1-1290 (429 amino acids)
Cellular component (GO): fungal-type vacuole
Molecular function (GO): aspartic-type endopeptidase activity
Source: RefSeq, a predicted model, not a curated record
AUGCAAUUAUCCUUAUCUGUAUUGACAACUGUCGCCACUACCCUUUUGGCGUUCGUUACUAACCCAGUUGACGCCAAGACCCACUCAAUCAAGUUGAACAAGUUGUCCAACGAGGAGACAUUGGACGCUGCUAAAUUCCAAGAUUACACUAAUGCAUUGGCCAACAAGUAUGUAAACUUGUUCAAUAAAGCCAAUGGUAACCCACAAGCGUUUGGUGCUCAACAAAUUUUGUCAGGAGGCGGCCACAGAAAACAGCACCCAGCUGAUAUUCCAUUUGUUACUCCUGAAAGUAAAGGAGGUAAAUACGAAGCACCAUUGACCAACUACUUGAAUGCGCAGUACUUUACUGAGAUUCAAAUUGGUACUCCCGGCCAAAGUUUUAAAGUGAUUUUGGAUACUGGUUCCUCCAACUUAUGGGUUCCAUCUCAAGACUGUUCCUCAUUGGCUUGCUUUUUGCAUUCGAAAUACGACCAUGAUGCUUCUUCUACUUACAAAGCUAAUGGAUCAGAGUUUGAGAUUCAAUAUGGUUCAGGUUCAAUGGAGGGUUACAUUUCUCAAGAUACUGUUAGUAUUGGAGACUUGGUUAUCCCUAAACAAGAUUUUGCUGAAGCUACCUCAGAACCAGGUUUGGCAUUUGCAUUUGGUAAAUUUGAUGGUAUCUUGGGUUUGGCUUAUGAUACAAUCUCCGUAAACAGGAUUGUCCCACCAAUUUACAAUGCCAUUAACCAAGGUUUACUUGACUCCCCACAGUUUGGGUUCUAUUUAGGAGACACAAACAAGGAUGAAAACGACGGUGGCGUUGCUACAUUUGGCGGAUAUGAUGAAUCACUUUUCCAAGGUAAAGUUACUUGGUUACCAGUUAGAAGAAAGGCUUAUUGGGAAGUUUCAUUUGAAGGUAUUGGAUUGGGAGACGAAUACGCUGAAUUGAUCAAGACCGGUGCUGCUAUUGAUACAGGUACUUCUUUGAUUACCUUGCCUUCGACUUUAGCUGAAAUCAUCAAUGCCAAGAUUGGUGCCACCAAAUCCUGGUCUGGCCAAUAUCAAGUUGAUUGUGCCAAGAGAGAUGAAUUGCCUGAUUUGACAUUGACCUUUUCUGGAUACAAUUUCACUUUAACUGCCUAUGAUUAUAUUUUGGAAGUUGGUGGCUCAUGUAUUUCAGUAUUCACGCCAAUGGAUUUCCCUAAACCGAUUGGUGAUUUGGCCAUUAUUGGUGAUGCAUUUUUGAGAAAAUACUAUUCAAUCUAUGAUUUGAAGAAGAAUGCAGUCGGUUUGGCUCCAUCAAAAGUCUAA